UCAUCAUCAUUAUCAUCAUCAUCAUCAUCAUCAUCAUCAUCAUCAUCGGCUGUAGCCAGUAAUCGCUCAGCGUAAUCGCUCAGCGCCGUUUUCAUGCGCGGCCCUUUCAGUCUCGUCGUGUCUCUUCGUUUCUCUCACGGCGAUCUACCAACAUGACUCUCUCACUCUCUUUCUCUCUUUCUCUCUUUCUCUGUCUCUCUCUCUAUCUCUGAAUGAAAUAGUUAGAUCUCUCAGUGCCAACUAUCCCUCCGCACCCGUCGGAUUGCGUCUCCCGUUCGCGAAGAUCAUAUCUAUCUCGUAAGAAAUCAAAUUGGAAUCAAUGAAAAAACCACGAAGAAAGUUCGAUUUUUAACAUUAAGAGAACGUCAAAGUUAAUGCACAUUAUACAUUAACGUUCAAACUUUUUCAUCCUGCGUUUCGAAUUUAAUUUUAAUUUUAAGUAUGUAAACAUUCUCAGAUGCAAGCGAUUUUUUUAAUUUACCAAUGAAAAGAAGAAAACACAAUAUCGUCUAAUGCAAAUUUAAUUGAUCUAUUUAUAAAAGACUUGAAAGUGUCGUGUGUGUGACGACGUAGGUCGAUGCGACGUUAAAAUGUGGGAAGCUCGAGUGCGUUCCUCGUUGCGGAUAAAGAAAAAGUGUAUUCGGAGUGAAUCGGCUUGUAGCUGACUAUAACUUAAAUUUAUUCCAAAUGCCGGCUGAGUUGCGUUCAAGGGUUAGCAAUUGAAGAAGCAAGUGUAAGUGAGCAAUGUAAGGAGCCUCUGCUUCCGGAGAAGCAUAAUUCCAACAGGAUGACACCAACCGAUGGCCGAUCACGCGCAACUUCUGAAUCGAAUGCCACAGUUGGCACCAACACCAACACCACCAUCCCCAACAACAAUAACAACAACAGCAGUAAUGGUAGCGGGAAUGGUAAUAGCAAUGGCCCUAACAUGACCAAUUCGGUCACGGCCAAUUCCACCGGCCAUGAAGAGUGUAUGGAAGUGACGAUCUUCGAUGAGAAUUAUGAUAACAACCGUCUUCCUGAUGUCGUCGCUGAAAGUAAAAUCUACGGAGUGUUGGACGAGGAGGAGCCAACGGAAUCUUACUGUGCCAUAACCAUUCAAGUUUUCAUACCAUUCCUGAUAGCUGGCCUUGGCAUGGUUGGAGCAGGAUUGGUCCUCGAUUUGGUCCAACACUGGGUUGUGUUUGAUAAAGUGAACGAACUGAUGAUCCUGGUGCCAGCACUUUUAGGUCUAAAAGGUAAUUUAGAAAUGACUUUGGCGUCUCGUCUCUCUACACAAGCGAAUCUUGGACACAUGGACACGCCUAAACAACAGUGGUACAUGAUCGUUGGGAAUCUCGUUUUGAUACAAUGUCAAGCUAUAGUCGUUGGUUUUCUGGGCUCAGUCGUGGCAAUUGUUAUGGGUGCCUUCCGAAAUGGUACAGUUUCGUUGGAUCAUGCGUAUCUCUUAUGUGCUAGCAGCCUGGUAACAGCAUCCUUGGCUUCCUUCGUUCUCGGUUUGAUAACCGCUGGCGUCAUAGUCUUCUCACGUCACUGUCACAUCAAUCCUGACAAUGUAGCAACACCGAUAGCUGCUAGUCUUGGUGACAUCACGUCUUUAGCCCUUCUAUCGUGGAUCUCAACGAUCCUUUACGAAUCGAUCGAUAAACAGGAUUGGCUGGCACCACUCGUUAUUGCAUGCUACGUUCUUGUAACACCGCUUUGGGUUUGGAUUGCCAAAAGAAACAAAUAUACCAACGAUGUGCUCUAUUCUGGAUGGACACCUGUCAUGGUCGCCAUGUUGAUCAGCAGUUGCGGUGGUUUGAUUCUCGAGUUCAUGGUCUCACGCUUCGAAAAUCUCACGGUUUUUCAACCUGUGAUCAAUGGAGUUGGUGGAAAUCUUGUUGCUGUACAAGCUAGUAGAAUAUCAACGGCUCUUCACAAGCAAGCCGAACUUGGAACGCUUUUGAUACCACCAGGUCAAACUCAUCCUGUCAUUUUCAUUACACCAAUAGCUAAUUUCUUCGGCAAAGGUAUACAUGCAAGAACAACAAGAGUAUUGAUGUCUAUGGUGAUACCCGGUCACAUUAUUUUCAUUUAUCUAAUUAAUUACAUGAAAGACGGUAAUGCAUCGUUAACGCCUCUAUUCGUUUUCGUAUAUCUUUGCGCUGCUGUAUUACAAGUGGCUGCACUUUUGUAUAUCGCCUAUAUAAUGAUCCAUUGGAUGUGGAAAAGAAAAAUAGAUCCUGAUAAUUCGGCUAUACCUUAUUUAACUGCUAUGGGUGAUCUACUUGGCAUCAGUUUACUUGCGAUCGCCUUUCAAUUUUUAUAUCUCGUUGGUGAUCAGGAUUAUGGUGAUCAGAUGAAGCCCUGAACGUGAAAAAGAAAUUCAUCGGUCCAACAAUGGCGUAUAAAUAAUAAUAAUAAUAAUAAUAAUAAUAAUAAUAAUAAUAAUCAUAAUCAUAAUACAAAGAAUAAUAAUGCAUAAAUAAAUAAAUAAAAAACGCUCUUGCGAAGAGUAUGCUGGUACACGUGAAAAGAAGGCAUUUCAAAGUGGCUGUGGUCGUAUGAAAGUAUACCAUAUACUGAAUCAAUUAUUAUCGAUCUGCCAUUUCGUCGAAAGGCCUAGAAGAAAAGGACGAGCUAUGAAAUAUUUCACUCGAUGCUCUUUAGCUUUAUUUCUAAUUCGGAUAAGGAGAAGCAAAGAGAGGCAAUGCUGAGAUAUUCAGAUAUUCGACCAUUGUAGAAGUUUCGUUGAUCCUUUGAAGACAAAUUUCAAAGGGGAUUGGGAUUGUUAUUGAAAGAUACGAAGAUUAUAAAAAAUGCCUUAAUGAUCGAUCGAUCAAUCGAUUUCAUGUGGAUUAACGAACAAGUUACGCUACGUUUCGAUGCGCUUUGCUUCGAGCUACUACAUUAGACUAAAUUAGAUGACUUUUUAGAAUCUUUUUCGCACUAACGAACGGAUUUAGAGACCUAAUCGCGGAACGAAUAAAAAAAAAAAGGAAAAGAGAAAAGAAAAACAAAAAAAAUCGCUAGCUAAUGAUGAUCCUUAAGACAAAUUUUCUGUUGUAUGUAAAUAUUUAUAUCUAUGAUAUAUAUAUAUGUAUAUGUAUAUGUACAUUUAUAUAUUUAUCAUCUGGUUAGAAAAUUGUGUCGUACAAAAUUUUUAGAUUCCUUCAUGCUCGUAAAGGAUACUCAUUAAUUCGUCGGACUUUUUUUAAAUUCGUUUCCUUCAUUUUCCGCGACAAGACAAUUGUCAUUACCAAAGAAAGAAAGAUAGAAAGGUAGAAAGAUAUAAAAAAAAAAAAAAAAAAGAUUCCAACGCGUAUGUGUCUUCGACUAGUUGCCUUCGUAUACGAUGAGAAAUUACCUAGUUGUUGUUGAUUGUAGCUGGCCAGGUGACCUACUAUUUUUGGAAGCUUUAAAAAAGCUCACCAGUCAAAAGCACGAUCCAUUUUAGUAAUCUACACAUAGAUAAACACAAAAAUAACAUGUUCCGAUUAUUUUCGAUUAGACUGAAAAAGAAAAGAGAAAAAGCGAAAAAGAGAACAAACAAAAGAUCUACCAUCAUCAUGCUUUCUAAUCACAAAAGAGGUAGAGAUCUCUAACGUUAUUUAUCUUCGUAAUUAGAAGGUAAACUCGUGUGAUUUAGAGAGAGUAUACCUUCAGGAUCAUACGUAAUUAUAGUGUAGUACACAGAGUGAUAAUAAAAUUCGCGACGAAGCAGAGGUGCGGAGAAGGAAGGGAGAGAUCGUCGCGUAAGCUCGAUUUUAUUUUUGAAACUUCUCUUAACGAUUAAAAUAGACUCAUAUUUCGAGAUUUAAUAGAUAUCGUACAUCUAAUCGUUUAGAUGAGAGAAUUCGAAAAUGUAGAUCAUUCAUUUAACAUUCGACAUCAAACAUAUUGAUCUGUUUUAGAAAGAUCGGUGUCGUUGUUAGAGGGAGAGAAUUAGUAUUUUGAAAUUUAGGCAAGGAUGAACCUUUGCCUGUUUUGUUAGAUCGGUCUUUUAAAAUAUAAAAAGGAAAAAAGAGUGGAAAAGAGAGAGAGAGAGAGAGAGAGAGAGAGAGAGAGAGAGAGAGAGAGAGAGAGAGAGAGAAACAAAGAAAAAUAUGAAAAGAAAAAAAAGGAAAGGGGACUAGUAAAACUAGUGUAUCUCAUUAUUGUUUGUAAAUUAAUUUUUUUCUACAAUUCAUAAGUUCUUAUAAUGAACGCAACUCGCUCCGAUCGUUUUUACCAUUUUAGAAAGAUUUUCUCGUGUCGGAUCGAUUAGACAGCGUUAGAAUUAGAAUUCACACUCAGCGACAUUAACGUAAGCGCAACGUCUUGUACAGUGUAUGCUAUAUAGUAAUGAGUAUUUUGUAAAGAGAGAAGAGCUGUAUUAGAAACACGUGUACGUGAUGUGUAUAUAUAUGUGUGUGUGUAUGCGUGUGUAUAUAUAUAUGUAUAUACGCAUACAUAUAUAAGUAUUAGUGUGAGUAGAGGAAAAAUGAAAAAAAAAAAAAGAAAAAGAAAAAGAAAAAAGCAAAAACGAAGGCAAACUUUCACUUAUCUUCGAAUCAAUAUCGAUAACAUUCGUACGCAGUCGACCAUAACUACGAGAUUAGAAAUUUUCCCUUCAUCAUAAUAAAAUUUCUAAACGUUAAUGGGUGAAGCACUGCCUGCCAAAGCAAUUAUACCUGAUGGUUUUAAUUCGCACGAGUAAUGCUUCACUCUGUACAGCGUUACAUACGAAUGACAUAGCAUAUAUAUAUAUAUAUAUAUAUAUAUAUAUAUAUAUAUAUAUAUAUACACAAAUGGAUAAGACUAAUAUUUAGUCUUUCUGAAUAUGUAAUAAAAAUUCUAUCAAAUCACAAUUCGUGCUUAGUGCCAGAUCAUUCAGUAUUAUUCUUUAAUGCUAUCAAUGAUUUUGAUGAAUAUUUUUCAAGAUUCAUCUCGUGUCGUAUCUCAUCGAGAUAAAGAGAUAAAGAGAGAAAGAGAGAGGAAUAGUAAUUUUAAAAAGUCAUUACUUUUCACGAGAACAAUUUAGAUAUAUGAUUCUAAAUUGACGACACGAAUUAGAAAAAUAGUUUCAAGAAAUCGUUAAAAACAGAAAAAAGAACAAAAAAAGAAUAAAAGAAAAAAGAAAAUAAAAAGAAAAUAUCAAAGAAUAUUGUCAACGGUGUAUUAUAAUGUAGAGUUAUAGUGAGAUUAGAAGAGAAGCAAAGAAGAAGCACAAUUAAAUUUGGAUAUAAAAAAAAAAAAAAAGAAAAGAGAGAGAGGGCGAAAAGGGUGUAACAUAGAAAAUUUUCAUGUAAAAAAAAAAUAAGCAAAAGGAUUAAGAAAAAAAGAGGGCAUUGUUCGUUUUGCGUGAAUCCUUGCGGUAAUUCAAUGCCAAUUCACUUCCUCAAUGUGUGUGUGUGUGUGUAUGUGUGUACAUUCUUUAUAAAAGAAUUCAUUCAUAAAAAUAAUAGUCGACGUAUAUACAUAUAUAUAUAUAUAUACAUAUAUACAUAUAUAUAUAUAUAUACACAUGUACAUAUUUUUCUUAAGCACAUAAAAUAAAAGAAAAACUUGUGAAAUGAAGUAUAUAUAUCCUAUACGGGUCAUUCCAUGCGAAAUUGAUCAUGCGUCAAAAUAAGAUUUCUAAUUUUGUUCAAAAUCAAAUAUGCUAAAUAUACGAUGUACAGUUUUUUUUAUACAAAUAUUAAAAUACUGAAAUAUGCAAAAAGGAAAACAAAGAGAAAUGCAUAAUGUAGAACAGUCCACGUUUCUCUUUUCAAAAAUGAUAUCUUUUAAGCGGUACACUCGAUUGCAAUAAUCUGUUGUUUUUUUUUUUCUUGAAAAAGAUCAAAGUUCAACAAAAUAAAUAAGUAAGUAAAUAAAAGUGCAACGAACGUGAUUAAUGAACAAUAUUUUUGUUACUUUUUUUGUUUUACUUUUUAUUCACAUUGAUUAUAACAUAUUAGAUUUUGAAAGAAAAAUAGAGAGAAAUCUUAUUUGAAAAAAGGAAUGAUCGUAAAUGAUCCAUACGUAAAAGCAGACAAUAAAGACAUUCAAGAGAACAUGAACGAUAAGAAAUAUUUUGUGUAUCGAAGUCGAUUAAAAGAUAAUAUGAGAAAUCGAAAUUUCUUUAACACAGUCUGAUUUAGAUUUAGAUUUAGAAAGUGGAAAGACGAAGGAGAGUGAGAGAGAGAGAGAGAGAGAGAGAGAGAGAGAGAGAGAGAGAGCGAGAAAGAGAAAGUAAGAGAGAGAUAACAUAGAUAUUUGUCGUUUCAUUGCACUGUUAUUGAUCGCAAAACAAAAACAUGUAAUUAAUGCUGCUGACACGUAUAGUAGGAUCCGUAUUGCAAUUAAUAAACAAAUCUGACCUCAAUUGUUGAUAUAUUGCAUGCAACAUCUGUUUCGAGAAAUAAAUAAAUAAAGAAAUGCAAUGGACAAUAAUAUCAUUGUGAGAGGAAGAGAUAUUUUAUAUACAGCGUUGAAAGAGACAGAUAGACAGAUAGGAAGAGAGAAAGAGAAAGAGAGAGAGAGAGAGAGAUAAAUGGGAAAGAGAUAGAGAGAAAAAUAAAAAAUGCAAAAUUCUUCAUACAAUACAAAAUUGAUUUGUAUUUUUGCAAAAAAAAAAAAAAGCAACGAAAUAUGUUAUCCGAAAGAUAUAUGUUCCUCUCAUAAACUAGGUGCUCUUACAACGUGACGUCGAAUAAGAUUUCAAAUGUUUUUAUUAAUUUUUGAAAAUUUAAUUUUUUUUUUUUUCUUUUUAUCUAAUCUUGAUCGAUUUUUUUUUUAUAUAUAUUAUCCGCACGAAAGAGCUACUAUAUGAGAUAAAGUAGAUAGAUUAAUAUAAUUAGGAGGAUGGUGAUAUUUUGUAAAACAUGUAUAAUAAAAUCUGCAUAGGA
Messenger RNA from Vespula pensylvanica (western yellowjacket), 6854 nucleotides. Its product is annotated as solute carrier family 41 member 1-like. The transcript has 8 exons. The coding region runs from base 788 to 2353 and encodes 521 amino acids. The record is from RefSeq and is a predicted model, not a curated record. Gene Ontology annotation, biological process: monoatomic cation transport. Gene Ontology annotation, cellular component: plasma membrane. NCBI's taxonomy places the organism in Eukaryota, Metazoa, Arthropoda, Insecta, Hymenoptera, Vespidae. Gene Ontology annotation, molecular function: monoatomic cation transmembrane transporter activity.